This is a messenger RNA of Gadus macrocephalus (Pacific cod), 1512 nucleotides long. It is a transcript of the gene anxa2a, whose product is annotated as annexin A2a. The record is from RefSeq and is a predicted model, not a curated record. The transcript is spliced from 13 exons. Gene Ontology annotation, cellular component: cytoplasm. NCBI's taxonomy places the organism in Eukaryota, Metazoa, Chordata, Actinopteri, Gadiformes, Gadidae. Gene Ontology annotation, molecular function: phospholipase inhibitor activity; calcium ion binding; cytoskeletal protein binding. The coding region runs from base 54 to 1160 and encodes 368 amino acids.
UGGAGGAGGAGGCACUGGAAGCCACAUCCCGGUCUGCAGAGUGUGCACCCCUGAUGGUAUUUAACAACCACACCCAGUUCACCGAGGAACCAGGACUGUACAGCUGCUUCACUUCUCUAGUCGGGACGAAACACAGGACUAUCAAAAUGGCGAUGGUAUCAGAGUUUCUGGGUCAGCUGUCCCUGAACGCAGCGACCGUGGACCCCACCUACCCCGCCCUGGUCCCCUUCAAGGACUUUGACCCGGGCACGGAUGCAGCCAGGAUAGAGACCGCCAUCAAGACCAAGGGAGUGGAUGAGAGCACCAUCAUCGACAUUCUGACCAAGAGAACCUACUCCCAGAGGAGAGAGAUUGCCUUCGCCUAUGAGAAGAGAGCCAAGAAGGAGAUGAUCCCUGCGUUGAAAGAUGCUCUUUCUGGCUCUUUGGAGUCUGUGAUCCUGGGUCUGAUGAAGAGCACAGCGCAGUAUGAUGCCAGCGUGAUCAAAGGCUCCAUUAAGGGCUUAGGAACUGACGAGGAGACACUCAUUGAGAUUGUGUGUUCCCGUAGCAAAGCAGAGAUGCUGGAGAUCAAGAGAGUGUACAAGGAGUUGUUCAAGAAGGACCUGGACAAGGACGUGGCCGGGGACACGUCUGGAAACUUCGCCAAGCUGCUCCUGGCCCUCGUGCAGGGCCAGAGGGCGGACCCGUCCAGCAUCGUGGACUACCAGAAGAUAGACGACGACGCCAGGGCUCUCUACGAAGCCGGGGUGAAGAGAAAAGGAACGGAUGUAGCUUGCUGGAUAUCCAUCCUCUCUGAGAGGAGUGCGCCCCAUCUACAGAAAGUGUUCCAGAAGUACAAGAGCUACAGCCCAUACGACAUGCAGGAGAGCAUCCGCAAGGAGGUCAAAGGUGACCUGGAGAAGUCCUUCCUAACGCUAGUGGACUGCCUGGAAAACAAGCAGCUGUACUUUGCCAGCAGACUCAACGACGCCAUGAAGAGCAAAGGGGCGAAGGAGAAGGUUCUGACCCGGAUCAUGGUGUCGCGCUGUGAGGUGGACCUCAGGAAGAUCCGUGGGGAAUACAAGACCCAAUACGGAGAGUCUCUGCACAAGACCAUUUUCGAACACACCAAGGGGGACUACCAGAGGGCCCUGCUCAGCCUGUGUGGAGGAGAUGAUUAGAAGAGUCACUUCGCAAACUGGAUCACUUAUAUCAUACUGGAAGAAAUGAAUGCUUUUUUUCUUUUCAUCAAAGUGAACACGUGGCACUUUUACAUUCCAAGUUGCAGUUAGAGUUGUUUUGCGAUGACUUUUCAAGAUGAAGAAUGCAGCUUAUAUUUGAAAUCGACCUAUUGAAAUACUGCUAUUUUCCAUGGUCCAUUGUCCUUUGGUUUACAACGCACGCAGAUAGCCACUAGAGGGCGCUACAGGUGUUCGGUAGGUCUUUGUGUGGAGCGCGUCUGUUCAUCAUCCUGCUUCAUGCUGUGAGCGCUAGUCCGCUGCUCUUCAUUUAUAAUAAAAAAUGAAAUACAAA